Messenger RNA from Xiphophorus maculatus (southern platyfish), 7603 nucleotides. RefSeq names its product poly(rC)-binding protein 3-like. The transcript is spliced from 13 exons. Gene Ontology annotation, cellular component: nucleus; cytoplasm. The coding region runs from base 5636 to 6931 and encodes 431 amino acids. The record is from RefSeq and is a predicted model, not a curated record. Gene Ontology annotation, biological process: negative regulation of mRNA splicing, via spliceosome. NCBI's taxonomy places the organism in Eukaryota, Metazoa, Chordata, Actinopteri, Cyprinodontiformes, Poeciliidae. Gene Ontology annotation, molecular function: mRNA binding.
CUAUCUAUCUAUCUAUCUAUCUAUCUAUCUAUCUAUCUAUCUAUCUAUCUAUCUAUCUAUCUAUCUGCUGAGCCAUAUGGAGCUACAGUAAUGCAGCAAUAAUAAAUAUUACUGGAAAUACUUUGCACUGAUCUAAAUCUAGUAUGUAUUGAUUUGUGAAAAACAAAAGAUUUGGAAAUAUGUUUCCUUUGACUAAAUUUGUUAGUAUUAUUUAUUUUUACUCACUUUACUUGUUUUACACUUUUUCUUUUUGAUUACAUAAUUUUGAAAAUAAAAAUCAGAUAGUUUUUUUUCACUCGUGCAUGAAUAAUAUUUUAGGUUGAAUUUAUGAUAUAGUUAAAAUCUGCAAUUUAAUUCUGGCUGUAAUUCCUACAAUGAGUCGGUAUUUAAAUAUGUUUGCUGUGAGUCACAGAGGACGAUGACUUCUUGUCAGAGUUUGUUUCUGUGUCUGUAUCCAUCUGCUCAUCUCUGCUCCCCUGUCUCCUCCUCUUCCUCCACCUCCUGUUCCUCACAUCAUCUUGUAAUGCAUAUACAAGGAUCACUAAGAUGAGUCAUCUCCAUCUUUCUCAUCAUCUGACAGGUCCAAGUAUGAAUUUCCCCUGGCUGUCUGCCACAGAACCCUUUCUGUCUCCGUUCUACAACAACGUCGUGUCACCGAGUACAACCAAGCUGCCUCAGAUUUUACUAUCACUGACACAAAAGGAUUCUGUUCCUAAAGUCCAGACUGCUCAUCUGGAGAUGUCUGCAUUUUCAUUCUGCUUCAGUCCCCCCAGCUCUUGUUUUUGUUCGCAUAUUUCCAUUAUUAUGCUGUCUAAUGUACUUUCGUGGUAAAGAACAGUUUCCCUGCCCAUCAUCUGUCAUUACCAGAAGGACUUCCUGUUCCAAAUUGAUAGAUUAGAACAAAAUGUCUACCGGACUGUUCAGGAGUUUGAGGGUUUAUUCAAAUAAAUGCUAUUUUUCUGCAGCGUAUUAUUAAAGACAAACAUGUUGAGACUUUUAUAUCAACUCUAAAUUAUCCUCAUUGACAUUUCAGUUCUACAAAAACUUUAAAUAAAGUUUUACAAUUUCAGAGUAAAAUCCAAUACGAAGGCUGGUACAGAACACUUCAAACUAUAUUCAAUAUUAAGCCAGACAUUAGAAAUAUUGGGAAUUGAUGACAGAGCCGGCCCAAAGCAUAAGCUCAGAGCCCCCAGAGCAUCAUGGGCCUCCCAGGAUAGCUUGAAUUUUAUCACAGAACUUAGAUCUAAAAUUAAAAUAUUUACUUCAUGACAAUUAGAAUACUGUUAAAGUUUCAGCAUAAAUAAAAAAAUAUAUAUAGCAUAGAAAAAGAUUUCACAUUUUUUAAAACUGAAAUUUAAGAUUCAAAGGACUUGGUAAGUUUCCUUUGUAGAAGUACAAAGAAUAAUUUUAAGUGAUUGAUUGUUGUGUUACCAUAGCAACAAUCUGACGCUGCGAGUUUUCUCAGAUAUUAAUUGGUUAUCCAUGCAUCAGCAUCAAAAACCUUUUAAUGGUAGAGAUCUUCUAAACAAAACAUAGAAAACUUUUUUGGGACGUUCCUGACUGAUUUCUCUCGGAGAUCCCAGGUCAUGCCGCCCUGGGUGGUGAGCCACAUCACUUGUAUUAAACUCUGUUCAUAUUUUGUAAAUAAUUUGUAUUUUUCCUUCUGGAAACUGAAGUAUGAAAAUAUCACCAGCUUAAAGUAAAACAAUUUGAGAUUACAUGUUGUAAAUUGGCACAUAGAAUCUCAUGGGGAUGCAUUUACAGUUGUAACCUGAAAAUAUUUAUGUUUUCAUGGCACUUGGCUUUAAUAAACUUUUACCAAACUGUGUUUAAGGUAGACAUUUAAGCUAAAAAACUACAAGUGGGAUUCAGAGAUACUGCAGACUUUCUGAGCUUUUCUUAUAAGAGCAGAAUUACCUGUAAUUGAAGCCGCUCCAUUCUGUGAUCAUCUGUUCCUUUCUGUGAAUGAAUAUUACUAUAAGGCGGAAGAAGGAUGCUACUUGUAAAGUGGAUAUAAUGCGUUCCUAGAUAUGUGCUAGACAAGCCAUGAGGCCAUUAUUGUCUUGGUGAGACGCUCUGAAUGAUAAUUAAAUAUGCCACUUCUGCUUCACUGAUUCAUUUCCUUCACAGUUUCUGAGCUCAGAUGAAUACAUUUUUCAGCGCAGAAUGGUUUUAUUGUAUCCAGUUUGGCCUCAUUACGAGGCCACAAGGGCUUGUUGUGGGGGGAGGGCAGAGGCCGAGUGGAGGGAGGGUGGUGGGGGGGCGCACCCCAUGAAGACAUUGUGCUUAACAUCACUAAAUACUUCAGACGCCACAUUGUUCUCCAUCAGUUAGGUUAUUUUUAAGCAGCCAGGAAUCUUUCUGAGAUCCUAAUGAGAGGCGCAGCCAUCCUGCAGGGUCAUAAAGACUCAUUGGUUAACAAGGCGUCUCUUCACUGUCUCUCUGAGAAUCCUUGAUCUUCUUGGGUUUUUCUCUGCUGCUGAUCGCUGUGUCUGUGCUGGACGGCAUCCAGGCGGCGAGCCUCCUCACCCCUCGCCCUGCCCUGCUGCCGGGCCUCGUGGAUCUCCGGUCAGAGGAACGCCUCCUCGGUGGCUGUGACAGGGGGAAUUAGGCGAGAGAUGCGGGCCCACUUGCCCUGCCUGCGUAGGGGCUUAUCUCGGUCUAAGCUGAGGGACUAAUAGCAAAGCCUGCCUUCGCUCCAGCCGCUCUGAGGGCACAGGGAGCCAUCUGUCCACUCUGUGGAUCACUGAAAAACAAAGGGACCAAACACCGAACUCGGACUUCAAACUAAAAGGCCAUUCAUCCCAAAGAUACCAGAACCAAAGAAGACGAGUAGGAAUUUCUCCCACUCCAAGGUCAGUUUGGUCAAGAGCCGGCCUUGAUGGCUGCAGGUUGCUCAGAUGGCUGUUAAUGGUAAGGCUGAAGCUUAGCCAGAGAGAAACUUGAAGGUAUUGCUUCUGCACAUCUAAUGGGCGCCAGACAAAGCGAGGCUUUGUUUUAACGUGCUACCCCUGACUCCUAUUAGGCUGAGAUAUUUUCAGCUUCGGCUUGUUUUUCACUCCUCUCCUGGGUUUUUCUCUUAAACUCUUCACUUCAAACAGCCCAGGAUUGUUUGAAUUUAGACCUAAAGCCAAACUUCUGAUGUAUCUCCGUUGUUAUAACCUUCAUGCUGAGUUCUGUAUCACCUCAUGAUAUGUGGAGGCUCACAAAAUGCUAUAAAUAGUUACCACUCCAGAUAGUCAUGCUGUAAUCUCUCUCAUGCAUUGUUUGAACAUUUUUAAUGUGAUGAUUGUCACAUUUCAUUAAAUAUAAAGUGUGCUUUUGUUGAUCUGAAGACCCCUUUAAAAUAAAGUGGAAUACAAUAUGUAAUAAAGCGUAACUCAUCGCAAUUGUAUCACAUUGUUCAAAAUUAGACAUUCCUUGCUUUACCCUUAGAUUUUGAAUUCAUAGUCUAACAAAAUCCCUCCAGUAAUCCACUUAGACAUUGUUCCCCAUUUCCCUCCAGGAUUAAGGCCCUAUGUGUGUGUGUGUGUGUGUGUGAGUGUGUGUUUUAAUUGUCUGAGGCAUACUUCUGUCUGUCAGCAUUCACAGAGCAGAGUUUCCUCACAGGUGAUCUCUUUUUUAUCGUGUAAACUCUUCGGUUGCUGUUGUGCAUCGGGGUUUUGUUCAGAAGUCUUGACUUGCUGGGGAUGACAGAAAUAGGUCAAAAGGGUCUUAGCAUUAACUAAACAAAUCUUGGGCCUGCAGGAUUAGAGCGAGACGCCGCUGUUUGUUUGAUGUAGUCAUUGUACCAAUACACAGAGACGGGAACACUGUGGAUGUUUGCUGAAAGAUGUCCGUCUCUCUUUUAUUUUUUUGUGUGUGUGUUUGAUCAGAUGGUUGAGAUUCGUGCAGCUUCAUCGGUUGGGAUUGUUUCAUUUCCUGAUCCCGUUAAUUUACUGCGUUAUUUGGGUCAGUUGAUCCUGACACAUUUCAUGAUGAUUAUCGCUAACUGGAUUGUGCCGUUGGUGGUCUGACUGACUCAGUUUUCGGUUAUGUGUUAAAUAGUGAGGUUUCUCUAAGGUAGGAUUUAUGGAGGAGUUUGAAUUAGAAGCUGUAAAUUACACAACCAAGAAAAAGUAAACAGCAUCUAUUGAAAUACAUACAGUGGAAACCCAAAGUUUACAUACAACAAAUUAAAAGAGACAGAGAUUUUUUUGUUUCCGUCUGUAAACCAGACCAAACUUCUCUUGUUUUAGGUGAGUUAGAAUCACCAAAUUUAUUUCUGUUUGCUAAAAGUGUUAAUGAUGAGAGAAUAAAUAUAUCAGAUUUAUUGAUUUAUAUCUUGGAAAUCAGAAAUUUGCAUACAUUUCCUCUGUAUUUGGCCUUUGAAUUGCAUGACUUGGGUCAAACGUUUUGGUUUUCCUUUGUCAACCUUUGCUUUUGCUCAUCCUUUCCUUUGCUGCAGUUCUGGUUCCAGAUCUGGUGAAAGUGUGCAGGCUGCCUCAAUCACACACACUUUUUAAAUGUUCCCACAACUUCUCCAUAUCAUUAAGAUCAGAGUUUUAUGAUGGCCACACCAAACGCUGACUUUGUUGUCCUUAAGCCACUUUGUAUCCACUUUAGCUUCUGAGGGUCAUUGUCCAUUUUCCAGACUAGUUUGUGCCAAAGCUUUUACUUCUUUGCAGGUUUCUUUAGAUGUUGCUUCAAUAUUUCCAUAAAAUGCUGUUUUCUCGUAAUGCCACCUAUUUUAUGAUGUGUAUGAGCAAAACUGCCCCGCAACAUUAUGCUGCCACUGCCAUACUUCACAGUUAGGAUUAUGAUCCAAGCUCCCGUUUUUUCCUCCAAAUGUAAUGAUGGUCAUUAUGACCAAACAGUUGCACAUCAGUUUCAUCGGACCAAACAAAACACGACUCCAGACAUAAAGAUCCUUGGUUGGAUUUCUAGUUGAAUCCUCUCAGACCAUUUUUCUUCAACAUCCCAACACAUAAAACAUAGAGCGCACCUUCCAUUUUCAUGGAAUGUAAGCAAAAAUGGAGUGGUGACAUAUUUGAUCAUUUGUAGGAUUUCUCUUUCGUCUUUGAUAAAACACCAUGAGUCAUUUCUCCCACUAGUCCUAGACUAGCAUGUUUGUUUUGGUUGCAUUUACCCAGAAUGCCCUGUUCUAUAGUCCACUUCCUACUUUUGGACCGGGCUCCGGUCCACCUGGCGUUCACAUAAGCAUUCAAACUGCAUCAGAGUUCAUUUCAACCGAGCCGAGACUGAGUUUUGUGGACAGACAGAGUUAGCUUCUUUAGUUUGCAUCAGAGUUUGAUUGGCAUUCACAUCUUCCCAAAUGAACCAGACUUUCCAGACACAGCAACUAGAAUUCAAUGAAAGUAGACUAAACAGUGCUGACUAUCUGACUUGACAAUAGCUUGCAGAUGUUUUGUUGUAUAUACAUUAAUUCCCUGCAGAAGAACGAUUCAGUGGAAGAUUUAAAAGCCAUGUAUUAAUAUAUGCUUUAUGUCCAGGAUGGCAGAGCAACAUCAAAACAUGCUUUAACCGGAUUACCAGCAGUGAAAUCCCGCCCAUUACUCCAGUUCUGCUGCAUAUGUAAACCACACAUCCCUGAUUUUGUCUGAGUAUUCACCACAAAGAUCUGAAGUCACUGAGGAUGUCCGACAAGGAAGAGAUGACCUUGGACGGCGGCCUGAACGUCACGCUAACGCUGAGGCUGCUGAUGCAUGGAAAGGAAGUGGGCAGCAUCAUUGGAAAGAAAGGAGAAACAGUGAAGAAGAUGAGGGAAGAGAGCGGCGCUCGCAUCAACAUAUCAGAGGGUUCGUCUCCUGAGAGGAUAGUGACCAUCACUGGACCCACAGAGGGAAUCUUCAGGGCUUUCUCCAUGAUCGCACAGAAGUUUGAAGAGGAUAUCACCGCAGCCAUGACAAACAGCAACGUGACAAGCAAGCCACCUGUGACACUUCGUCUGGUUUUCCCAGGGAGCCAGUGUGGCUCGCUCAUCGGCAAAGGAGGCUCCAAGAUCAAAGAGAUCAGGGAGACCACAGGCGCUCAGGUUCAGGUGGCAGGAGACAUGCUGCCGGACUCCACAGAGAGGGCCGUCACAAUCUCCGGCACUCCACAGGCCAUCACUCAGUGUGUGAGGCACAUCUGCUCCGUCAUGCUGGAGUCUCCACCGAAAGGAGCAACUAUUCCUUACCGUCCCAAGGUCCUUCCAGCCGGAGCUCACGCUGUGUUGGCCCCGCAGCACUCUGCACAAGCGUUUGCAAUUCCAGGACAGUAUGCAUUUGCACAUCAAGAUUUGACCAAGCUUCACCAGUUGGCUAUGCAGCAUAUCCCCCUCCCUUCCCUUGGGCAGAGCAACCCUACCUUUCCUGGAUUGGAUGUUUCUGCACCCACGAGUACACAGGAGCUGGCAAUUCCUAAUGAUUUUAUUGGCUGCAUAAUUGGAAGACAAGGCAGCAAGAUCAAUGAGAUUCGCCAGGUCUCUGGAGCGCACAUCAAAAUUGCCAGCGCCACUGAUGGCUCAGCCAUGCGCCAAGUCACGAUCAGCGGCUCGCCGGCCAGCAUCGGCGUGGCCCAGUACCUCAUCAACGCCAGCUUAGAGAUGGCUAAAUACACCAUGCAGGUCGCGUCCUCUGCGACCCCCAUUGACCUCAACAUGAGCUUCUCUCAAACGGUCCCCACCGCCUCCAGCGCCGCCACCUCCAUGGCCGUCCUGGCCGCCUCCACCCCGACCCCCUCUGCCAUUAACCCCUCCACCCUGCCGGCCAUCCAGAGCCCCCACUAUGCCCUGCCCGUUUCCAGCCUGCUGGGGAUGAAGACGCUCCCCGUCCUGACCGUCCAUCCGGCAGCAGCUUCCAGCCUAACUCAGGGUUUGACCCCGUAUACUGCAAAAAUGUCGACAUCUGGUGCAAAAAAAUCCGACCGGCAAAAGUUUUCUCCUUAUUGAUGCCGCCUCGUUAAAUCUACAGGGCCAGUCAGAAGUUUACAUACACUUUCUUUUUUUUUUUAAGAGUUGGGUUAUGCUUACAGAUAUGUACACAAACCACAGCUGAUGUUUGGUUAAAUCCACCAACAACCUUCUGGGUUCAUUCAAUUGGCACAGAAACAUUUAAACUAAUGCAGUCAAUUGAUUAAAACAAAAUGUAAUCAGAUUAAUCACUUAUGCUUAACUUUGCAAACUUGAAAGAUAAAUAUGCAGGAAUGUUGCCCAUCCUUCUGCCGCACCACAACCACUUAAAAUGCAAACAAUUAUCAGAUUUCUUUUGUUUUUGCAACAGAAAACAGGUAAUGUGGUCGUCCACUACUCAGCAGCAACUAGAGAAAAUUUACUCCACAACACGCAAACAAGUAGGAGCAACUUGUUCCUGGGACAAAGUCCAAUUUCUCUUGUUCUACUGUGUGUAAUGUCAUUGCAUUACUGAGUGAACUUUGUAAUGAGUCUCCUUUUCAAAUAAAUUAUUUAAAUCUACAGCAGCGUCGUCGGGCCACUAUAGAUAGAAAAAAUGAGUGAAAAACAUUUUAGAAACUUUACGAUGUCAAAUUUUUUGGAGGGAAAAUUUACUCUUUUUUUUUUAAAGUUGAACAUUUGCAAUAAAAAUUUUCUACAAAAAACUAAAAU